Colius striatus (speckled mousebird) is the source of this 8701-nucleotide messenger RNA. Its product is annotated as WAS/WASL-interacting protein family member 1-like. The record is from RefSeq and is a predicted model, not a curated record. Gene Ontology annotation, biological process: negative regulation of DNA-templated transcription; negative regulation of gene expression, epigenetic; protein localization to heterochromatin. Gene Ontology annotation, cellular component: nucleoplasm. NCBI's taxonomy places the organism in Eukaryota, Metazoa, Chordata, Aves, Coliiformes, Coliidae. The transcript has 13 exons. The coding region runs from base 6394 to 8286 and encodes 630 amino acids.
CGUGAGCGACCUCCCGGGCUGGCUCUGCGCUGCCUGGGCACCGGGGGGCGGGUGGAGGGCCUCCGGCCUUCCGUCCCGUCCCGUGCCCCGUCCCGCGCCUCCCCGUCCCCGCUGCGCCGGGUCCCCGCGGCCUCCCCUCGGCUCCUUCCUGCUCGUUCGCUGCGGUUUGCGGCUGUCCGUGGAGCCCCCGGAGCCUUUCCCGCCCCCCCUCAGCCCGUGCCCAUCGGAGGCGGCUCCCCGGCGCUGGCACCGGCAGGCAUUGCACGUGUGCUCGCUGUCGGGGCAUACAUCUGGGCAUCCAUCAGCGAUUCUCAGUGCCCUGGUACUGAUGUCACUGCCAUCGCGGCUGCCCCUGCCCCAUUUCCGCGCUCUUCGGUGGCAGGUUUUGUAUUGCUGUGCCCGCGUGGUUCCACAUCAAACAAUUGGGGAUGGAGGAGUCAGGGUCGCUGUGAUGGCUGGUUACCGGCUGGACAGGGUGUGAGCUGGGUCCAGAUCUGGGCUGUUUGCUGGGUGAGCUGUGUCCAGAUCUGGGGUGUUUGCUGGGUCAUCUGGGACCAGUUUUGGGGUGUUUGCUGUAUGAGCUGGGUCCAGAUCUGGGGUGUUUGCUGGGUCCAGAUCUGGGGUGUUUGCUGGGUCCAGAUCUGAGAUGUUUGCUGGAUGAGCUGGGUCCAAAUCUGAGGUGUUUGCUGGGUCCAGAUCUGGGUGAGCUGGGUCCAGAUCUGGGAUGUUUGCUGGGUCCAGAUCUGGGUGAGCUGGGUCCAGAUCUGGGGUGUUUGCUGGGUCCAGAUCUGGGGUGUUUGCUGGGUCCAGAUCUGGGGUGUUUGCUGGGUCCAGAUCUGGGUGAGCUGGGUCCAGAUCUGGGGUGUUUGCUGGAUGAGCUGGGUCCAAGUCUGAGGUAUUUGCUGGAUGAGCUGGGUCCAGAGCUGGGGUGUGAUAAAUGAUUUCGUCUCAAACAGGAUUCCAGUUCAGGUUUACAGUUUAUGAAGUGAACAGAGGCAAGCAGACAGCGCUGGGUGUGCAGGGAGUCUCUGCGCAGCCAAGACGCACCCUGUACAGCUCCUGACUUCUGCUAAUACAUAUUCAUAGCUGUGUCUCAGGAAAGGGUUGGCCUUUGCUAAUGAUGUCCAGGAAUGGGCAUAGCUUUUUUGGCACAUGCCCUCUUCACCUCUUGGGGUCUUUCUUGACUCCCAUCUGUUGGUCAGUGGAUGAAGUCAGUAGUCUUCCUCGGCUCACCUUUAUUGAGUGCAGGCACCCAAUAGACUUUUCUUGCUUAGCACCAUGCAGUUAGCAACAAAACCAGUGUAAGCUGGCAUACCAGAAUGCUUGUUAAGUGGCUUUUGCAAGAAGUAGGAACUAUGUUAGAUGGUUUUUAGGAAAAAAAAACAGGAAGUAUAUACAUAGCAUCCUGCUUCUUCUAAGCCUGCACUUCCACAAGCACAAACAGAAUGGCCACAUUUCAGCCUGGGGCCCUGGCAUUGUUUCGUAUUGACAUGAAUCAGGUGAACACACUUCACAUGGGGUGUUUGCUGGGUGAGCAGGGACCAGAUCUGGGGUGUUUGCUGGGUGAGCAGGGACCAGAUCUGGGGUGUUUGCUGGGUGAGUUGGGUCCAGGUCUGAGGUGUUUGCUGGAUGAGCAGGGACCAGAUCUGGGGUGUUUACUGGGUGAGUUGGGUCCAGAUCUGGGGUGUUCACUGUGUCCAAGUCUGAGGUGUUUGCUGGGUGAGCUGGGUCCAGAUCUGGGGUGUUUGCUGGGCAAACUUGGUCCAGAUCAGUGCACUGAGAUGGGGCCUCAACCCUGCACCAGCUCUUGUGUUCUGUGCCUGAAGUGUUGUGCCUGGAAAAAGCAGCUUGUGGGACUGAGAGCUGCUAAAGGAGCCUGUCCCAAGCAGAGGCAGCCACUACAGAGCCCCAAACCCCAGGAGGUUUGCACCUUUUGGCAUGUCCUGUGUGUCACCUGAUGCCACCAGGGAUGGGCAAGUUCUUCUAAGGAUCCUUUGUGGAAGGAGAACUGGCCACUGGCUGUGCUGAGAGCUUUGUUGUGCUGAGGGCUGUGGGUUAGUUGGGGGCUUGGCAGUGUGAGGGGAGGGGUUGAAUGAACUUAAAGGUCCUUUCUAACCAAAAUUAUUCCAUGAUUUUGGGCACUCAGAGUAGUUUAUCCUAUUCUAGCAAUUAGUGUAGCUUUCCUGCUAGUCCUGUUUCCCUGCUCUGCCUGAGCCAGGCUCCGGUGAGUACCAGCUGAGGAGCUGCGGGGCUACAGAGCCUCUCAAGGGGGAUGUACCAUGACAGUGUCCAUCCAGGCUGCAGCCCUGCUGCUGUAUUCCUUUCCCAAAUCCCAAAGACCUAACUGAUCCACCCAGUUAGUGAAUUGAUUUAUAGCUAUUGGAGACUAUAAUUAACUGAGCAGCUGGAAAGCUGUGUGUUAUCUGCCUGGUGGGAGCAGCUUUGAGAAGCAGCCAGGUCUGAUGGGCCACAGGCUGCCCUGUCCCCACCAACUCCUUUGUUGUGUCUGAAGGAUUUUACUCCAUCUCAGACUUUGUGUUCUUCUCUUUUAUCUCUUCCUCUGCUAACUUUUGGCACUGGUGAGCUCGCUUUGAGCCUCCCUGUUUCUCCCUUAUCUCCUCCCUGUGUUCCUGUAAGGUCACAAACUGCUGUGUGGGUGCCAGAGUUUGCAUUGCUGGGCAGGCCAGCUUGUUACCAAAGCAUUCCCAGCCCUUCAUAAAACCUCCCACUGCUGUCAGACCCUGACACAACACAGAUGUUCAUUAAGCUUUGGGGAAGGUGAUAGAUCUCAUCACUAGGCCCAGGGAGAGAUGCCUGUGCCUUGUACUAACACAUUCAGUGCUAAAAAGCUCCUGGGAGUGCUGUGCCCUGUGGGACUGCAGGGAGAUGGGGAGGAGGGGUCCCUCAUGUGCCCUGGGGGUGCAGGGUCCUUCCUUGCACAACCUUUUGUGGCCUGAGGGUACAGGGUGUACCCUCCCUUGCUCAGAGGAGCUGUGGAGGUGGAGCUGGAGCAGGAACAAGGGCUGUGCCCGGAGGCUGAUGAGGUGCAGAGUUUUGCAAGUGUUGCAUCAGUCUGCUUUAAACCAGAGGAAUUUGGCUGGUCUUGGGUUACCAGAGGGGAGUCUGAGAAAAAGUGCUGCCUGGGGUCUGUGCAGCCCUCAGGAAAUGAGGCAGGGGGCUGUCAGCCUCAUCUGUGCUUCCUCUGAUAGUGUUUGUUCUCUCAGCAGCUGAAAUCAGUGCAUGGAGAUGCUCUGCAAACAGGAGUAAAAGCUCCUGGAGGGUAUGGCAGUUUGGCUGUCAAGGAAGGGAAAUCAAGUGCUUUCAAGGGCUGGGAAGGAGCUGCCUGGGGGAAAUUAGCACCUGGCUGCCAUCAGGAGUCCUUGCUAUUGGUUUGCAGCCAGCAAAUGCUGGGUGAAGGGGAAGAGCUGGCAGCCCCCAGGGCUGCAGGAAGCUGCACUGGGAUGCAGGACUCUCUGUCAGACCCCUACAUCUCAGCUGAAGUCUCUCUUUCCAGGUGAGUGAGCUGUUUUGCAGGGCCACCUGGGACUGAUCUGCCAGGUAAAGCCCAAAUCUGGGGACAGGAGUGCUAUUUUCUCUCUUUCACACUCGGUGCUGCCAGCCUGGGUGAAGGCUGUGAGUGGUAACUGGUGGCUCUGGGAGCCCAGUGCCCCAACUGGGCUGGGGUCAGCUCCUUCUGGGUCAGAGCAUCCCCUGCCCAUGGGGAUGGUGGCUCUUAGAAGAAGCCCUAAUCCCAGAUCCUCGUGGCCACAAAGGCUGUCCUGGGAGCCCUGGGCAAUGGCUUUUUGCAUCCACGGGGUUUGAGCCCCUCUCCCUGACAGAGAGCACGAACUGUGUUCAUGCCAGGCUGUCCCAUGGGAGCAGCAAGGGGCAGGGAUGCAGCCUGGCCUGAGGCUCGUGCUGUGGGGCUGCCCCAGGGGCACCAGUGGCACUUUGUCCCUGCUCCAGUGCCAGGGGAGCAGCUUGACCAGGAUCCCUUGGGACAAUAGUGAGCUGGAGCCAGUGGGUGCUGUGACCUGUGUGGUUGGCAGAGGGUGAUUGAUUGAAACGUGGCUGUGAGCAAGGAAAGGCUUGGGAAGGCAAGGGGAGCUGCUCUGGGCAGAGUGAGGAAGGUUCCUGGUGCCAGGGGAGCAGCCCUGGUGUUCUGGGACCUGUGUGCCCUCCUGGCAUGGGGAGUGGGUCUGCGUGGCCCCCAGCUCACCCAUCUCCUGUGGCUGCUGGCUGGUGCUGAUGGCACAUGGCUCUGGAGGUGACCCAGCACUCAGGGCUCAGCUGGGAGCUGUCACAACCCAACUACACGUUGGAAAAGGCUCUGAGGGCAGGUCUGGGUUAGAACAAUACCCAGCUUCAUCCCCAGCUGCCCUACUGCUGCCCAGCUGUGUGACAUGGGCACGUGCACAAUGUCCAUCCAGUGUCCAUGGGAUGGUGUUUGGGAAUGUUUGAUUAACAGAUGGGGUCAGCACAAAGGACACAGACACCAAGUAGGAAGGAAAUGGGCUGAUUAUGUUUAAAUCACUAAGUGAAAUGAUACAGCAAGAAUAAAGCCAGAGUAAUGCACUGAACCAUUGCUGCUUAAGGUUAGCUAUAGUGAUUAAUAAACACAUCACCAAUUGCCUUAACUGCCAUCAUCUAGAUCCACAGGCACUAGGGAGCUCUGGUUGCAGUGAGGAGAACCUUUGGAGAACCUCUCCCAGCAGCUGGGAGCUGCAUCCAUAGGUGAGGUCUCCAAAGUCCCUGCAAGAGGAUCCAGCUUUUGCUACUGUUGAAUGGACAAGUUGAACAUAACUUGGCAUGCAGAAACAUCUGGUUUCACUCUCCUUUGAGAUGCCACCCAAAGCCUGGCCAGGGCUCAAGGAGGAACUAAGGGAGUUUAUUUGGCUUUGACCACACAUUUCCAGACAAGGCCAGACACCUGGUUCCAUGGCCUUGAGAGUCAGCGUCUAAACAAGGAGAGGAAUACGUUCUCAUGACAUCUGUCUUCACUAGUGAUUGUGUUUGAUCUAAGUCACACCUUUUGCUGAUGCUCAUCCAUAUGUCACUAACGAUCAGAGACAAAGCUGAUGUUUAAUGUUUGUUUGGGAGGUUCAUCUAGAGGUCAGCUUUGGUUCAGGGCCUGCUGCUCAGGCCUCAGUACCUCAACGGGGGACAAAAGUCCCCACUGGGCUCAGGAGGAAGGGAUUAAACAUUGGAAUGACCAGUAUCCACCAUCCAACUACUUGCAAGUUCUUGCUGUGUAGAUCUGACAGUUGGAGUUAUUCCAAUAUUCAUGGAUAAAAGUAUUUAUGGGCUUCACAGUAACAAAAGCAAUGAUGAGACAGGAAACACUCCUGAUUGCAAUUAAGGUGACCUGCAGUGUCACACAGUUGAGCAUCCCUGGCCAGGAAGAUCACAGAAUGGUAGAGGGUGGGAAGGGCCCUGCAGAGCUGCUCCAGCCCCAGCCCCUGCUAAAGCAGGUUCCCCUGGCUCAGGGGGCACAGGAACGUGUCCAGUGGGGUUGGAAACCUCCUGAGAAGGAGCCUCCACACCCUCCCUGGGCAGCCUGGGCCAGGGCUCCCUCACCUCAGCACCAAAGGACUUUCUCCUUGUAUUGAAGUGGAACUGUUUGUGUUCCAACUGAUGCCCAUCAGCCCUUGUGCUGGCACUGGGCACCACAGAACAAAGUGCCACCCCAUCCUCCUGACACCCAGCCUUUAGGUACUUGUCAGUGUUGCUGAGACUCCCCCCUCAGCCUUCUCUUCUCCAGGCUGAACAGCCCCAGGUCCCACAGCCUUUCCUCACAAGGAAGAUGCUCCAUCCCCUCAGCAUCUUGCUGGCCCUGCACUGGCCUCUCUCCAGCAGUUCCCUGUCCCUCUGCAGCUGGGGAGCCCAGAACUGGCCCCAGGACUCCAGAUGAGGCCUCAGCAGGGCAGAAUAUCAUUGUGCUGGUGAGAUCCUCAGCUGGCUCUGCCCUGAAUUCUGCUUUCACAGAGCUGCUUUUGCUAUGCAGCUCCCUACAGCUGGGAUCCAACAGCCAGCCACAGCCCACAGGCAAACUGCACCUUCAACCCUAUUCCUGUCUCUUUAAGUUGACUUCACUCUUCCAGAGCUCAGCCCCUGCUGUGGCUCAGUGCCAGUGGGGGCUCUCAGGGGUGUUUGCUGUCACACACCAUACAGGACAGAGUUGCUGAGGGAAGGAAGGGGAGUCACCACAGUGACCCCUCGUGCUGUGAGGCUCUGGGGGUGACCCACGGGGCUCCUGAGCAGCAGCCAUCCUCCAGCCAGCAGUGACGUCCUGGGGGCUGUGCCCACCCCUGCCUCUUCCUUUGCAGCUGGGUGCUGACGUCCUGGGGCCAUUCUCCUCACUGAGACUUGGGCCAGAACGAGCUUUUUGACAAGAUGUUCCCACCAUGGGGCUGCAGGAGGGGCUUCCCCAGGAAGCCUCAUCCGUGGCAGCGUGGACCACGAGCAGCUGGCCCUCACAGAGCCCAGGAUGAUCCCCCCUGGGAGCACCCAUGGAGGAGGGGCAGGGCUAGAUGGCACCUGCCAGGCCCCUGGGACUACAGACCCUUCCCUGGCUCCCAUGGAAAUGAGGACAGGAGAUGGGACCAUCCCCUACCACCCCCUUGGGCCAACAGAGAAGACAACCAAGGACAUCAGGAGUACUUUGCAGAGGACUGGGAGCCGCCUGGUCCCUGGUACUCUGGACCCUUCCCUUCCCCUGAUGACUUCCAUGGGGAUGCUGAAGACAGGAGAUGGGCACCCACUGACCAUCCCCUGCCACCCCCUCGGGAUCACAGGGAAAAAAAACAAAGACCUGAGGACUGGCACCCAGUGAGGGGGAUGUGGCCUGGGGGGGUGGCAGUGGUGUGGCAGCAUGCCACCAUUCUCACUGUUGAUUUGCCAUUGCAGCCUGGUCCCUGGGACUCCAGACCCUUCCCAGGACCUGUAAACUUCCAUGGGAAUGAGGAUAGGAGGCAGGCACCCAAUGAACAUCCCCUGCCACCCCCUUGGGAUGACAGAGAAUGCAACCAAGGACCUGAGGACUGGCACCCGGAGCUCCUGCCCGGCGAGGAGCAGCACGCACCCUGGCCCCCCUCCAGCCUGCCAGGGGAAUCUGAGGGCUUCCAGAAUGACUGGGACUAUCAUGGCCCAGGUGGGAGACGCUGCCAACGCCUUCGCCAGAGCUACCGAGAGUUAACGGUCAUCAAACGCCUCCCGUGCCCUCCUUGGCCCUUCAAAAGGAAGAAAUCGUCCUUCAAGUCGUCUUCUCACUCUGAGAUGAGCCAACCAGGGAGCAAAGACCCAAGUCACCCUGAUCCUCCUCAGCCACCUACUACCCUCAAAGAUGAAGCAGAGAGCAGGGAGCAGGACAUUCAGAGCACUCCAGCAGUGAGCAGGGAGGUUCCAGAGGCCCCUGAACCAGCCAGCACUCCUCCAAAGAGCCCAGCUGCUGCUGCCCAGGCUGUGACAGAGGCUGAGGAGGAGGCAGCAGGAGCGACGCUGGUUGAACCAGGAGCUGGGCAGAAACCUGCAGACAGUGAGAGCCCCUCUGCUUCAGAAAUGGAGCCAGCAACGCUGGAGAAGGGCACUGCUGGGACAGGGGAGCACCUUGAGGUAGAGCCCUGCAGCCCGAGCGUCCCUGAGGCCGCUGCAGCUGGUGGGUCACAUCCCCCCAGUCCAGCAGCCCCUCCAGAGCCCUCUGAGGGGGUCUGCACCACAGUCAGUACUGCUGCAGAGGUGGGUGCUGAGCUCUGCCCCUGGGGACAGCAGCAUCUGCUGAGUGGAGCUGCAGAAGCUGAGGCAGAAGAUGCCCACGAUGAGCUGCCUUCUCUCCCUCAGCUCCUCAGUGGCCUUCAGACACCUGAAAAUUCACAGGUCCCAUCAGGAGCCACCACAGAGCCCGAUGCACAGCCCAGCCAAGCUUGUUCUGAUACCUGCACCGUGCCAGAGACCUCGCUGGAGAACCAGCACCCUCCUGGGGCUGGUGAGACAGAGCUGGCUGCAGGUACUGAGCACCAGUUCUGCCCCACACUCCCGCCACCCUCCCUGGCUGACCCUGACCUCCGCUCCGCUGCUGUCCUGGCCAGGAAGGAGGAGAUUGAGCUGUCAUACCAGCAGUUCAGCCUGACCAUUGCAGUGGUGGCCACGAUGCUGCUGCAGAAGGAGCCGUCCAUGGAGGCAGCGCUGGGGCUGGCGCUCAGGGCCAACCUGCGCCAGGGCCGCAUCCACCACCUCCGGGAGCUGGAGGAUUUCAUCGACAGCUACGACUCAGCCACCCUCAGCCCCUGAGAAGGGGGGGAAAAGGGGGUUGGGCUGAGCAGAUGGACCCAUCUCUCCUCUCACCACACGAGGCUGGGGUUGGUGGGGGCCGUGCUGGCGUGUCAGGGUGCUUGUGAUGAUGCUGAGCCCUCAGGUCAAGGUGGGGCAGAUGUGUUUCUGCAUCCCACCAUCUCUCUUGGAGAUGGAGGUGGGGGGGUGUUAAGUUUUAGCCCUUCCCAGAGGUGUAUGUGCAGCCAAAGCUGGUUUUACUGGAAGGUGGGGGGAGGGAGAGUGGCUGCAGGGAGAUCCCCUCCACCCUGGCUCCUCGCUCCCUUCCCUCUGCCCUGGCUCCUCACUCCAUUCCUGCUUUGCAGGGAUGUGCCUCAAACUCCAGGGAUUGUUGCUGGUUUUCAGUCUGAAAAAUAAACCAUGUGUGAUCUUUGCA